UGUGGCGUUGGUGGAGGUGAAGAUGGACGGACAGUGUCGACGCGAGCUGCUUCCCCGGCGGCAGAUUCGCCUUCUGGAGGGAUACAGGAAUCAACGAGAAAUCCUUCCCGCGGGCCAUUUCAUCAUCAAUACGUGCAACGUUCCCAAUGGCUACUGGGUUAUGAGGCGGUCGGCCGCGGCGCUGCUGCUCCAGCAAAUUAAAAAAUUGUUCAACCUGCAUUUCGUGAAUAUUCUGAGCAAGAAGAUGUAUUAUCUGCGACGCCGUCGGGCUUCUUCCUUGUGGGACGGCAUAGCGGGAAGGGAGUUUGAAGACAGAUACGAGAGCUACAGCAGUUACCGCCACAAUUUACUCAAGACACCUGAAGAGUCGGACACCGAUGGUGAGCUGAAGCGGACGAAGCCGUUGGGUGUCUGUGGAAGUGGUUUGGUGGUGUCUUUGGAAGUACUGAAGGAGAUCUUUCACUCACUGGACACCGUGGACCGACAGCGCUGCCGCCGGGCUUGCUCGUUGUGGGAUGCCCUUCUCACGUCGGCGGAGCUGUGCCAGGACGUGCACAUGCAGCGGGAACUACGGAGCAGUCCCUACAAAGUGCAGUGGACGCUUAAUUACGCCAUGUACGCCUGCAUCUUCAAGCACAUUACGCCCGCCACCCGCACGCUCUCCAUCCGCGACAUGGACGAGUAUCGUCGUAACAGUUUCGACGGGGAAAGGAUCGAAGAACCACUGACCUGUAUUCAGAAGGUUCUGGACGCGGCCGGCUUGCGUCUGGGUCGUCUGAUCGUUGCCCAGUGUUCGCUGGAAUUUCCGAUGUCCGAACCGUAUGGACGAUGGCAGUUCAGCGCGCUGUUAGGCACGACCGCCGCACGCCUUUCCCAGCUUGUCUCGUGCUGUGAUCGUGUGAUAUGGACAACGUACACCCUCAAACUGGUGGACAAGGAGAGAGUGCCGUUGAUAAACAUCCACAUUCCCCGGACUGUCUUCACGGCGGGGCGCGUCAGUGAGGCGUAUGUUGCGGACCUGUUGGAGCAGCAUCUGCGCUGGGAGGGGCCGCCGCUGGAUGUGCAGGGCAUUGCCUAUUUCGUGGCCAAUCGGAUCGACAGCGCAGUGAAGGCCGAAACCGUGCUGCAGAUUUUGGAAGACUACCAGUCUUGUGAUCCGCGUGCGGCGGCACAUUAUCGGGACUUCCAAUGGAGUGUGGACAAUAUGGCUAGAGUAGACGUGAAGAAACUGAAUGGAUUCUGCCUACAGGCCUUGUCGCACUGCAUGCAGAACUGGUGCUCAGCAGCCGCGGAAUAAUAACGCAUCACGAUGAUAAAUCCAGCAACGAA
Molecule: messenger RNA, 1329 nt
Organism: Paramacrobiotus metropolitanus
Lineage: Eukaryota; Metazoa; Tardigrada; Eutardigrada; Parachela; Macrobiotidae
Exons: 3
Coding region: 23-1297 (424 amino acids)
Molecular function (GO): protein binding
Source: RefSeq, a predicted model, not a curated record